UGAAUAAACUCGCUACCAUUGACAGGAUAAUACGCACUGCCUAUUUUGUAUACAGUAGAUGUUACAUGAAGAUAAAUGUGGACACCAUACUAGAUAAUGGUAUAUAGUGCCUGCUUAGGCUCAGCCACAGGGUUUUUGAUGAACGACUUUUAUGCUCUGACGUGGCUUGAGGUUUCAGCCAGCCAGGUUUGUUGGUCUCGAUUUUAUUAUCUUUUCACUGACCGCCACUAGCGAUGAUUCAGCACAAGCCUCAGUGGCGGUGUAAAUAUCGAGAUUUUGCUCUUUAUAAAAGCGGCUAUGGAGAUUUUAACUAUUGAUUCUUCGUUGAUUUUAUGUAAGCCCUUUUUCCUGUGCUUUGUUACCUUGCAAACUGGCACAAAAGCGCAUAGAAAAUUUUGAUUAUCAUCGAUGUUUGUUUCCUCUUUUACUUCUUGAAGAACCCUUUAAAUAUACAUACCCCUUCAUUAUGUCCACUCCAUCUCUACGUCUAGCUAGAAAUAAGCUGUUCAAAACACCGCCUAGAACCUUGACUGAAUAUGAGACAAUACGCCUUGCAUAUGAGCGUGCCCGUGUCUCUGCCCAUGAAUACAGAAUGACAAGUGAUGAUGUGAUGCACCUCACACCCAAAUUCUGGAAAUAUCAUUUGGACAUGAUACACCCUAUGGCAGCCUCAACAUUUGUCCUCGUCACAAUCCAGUAUAAUCUAGCAGCAGGCACAAUUGGGUUAUAUCUCGCAGACAGACCGGAUCUUCAAGAGCUGAUGGACCGAAUCAUGAAGUUUGAUGUCUCUGCUCAAUUCAUGCUUACUGAGCUCGGUCACGGCCUUGAUGCUAAGAAUUUGGAGACUACGGCCACAUUGCUACCCGAUGGUGGAUUUGAUCUUCAUUCACCGAACCCACAUGCGGCUAAACACAUGCCUCCUACCACACCAGUCAAUGGUUUCCCCCGUGUCGCCGUGGUUAUUGCUCGACUGGUUGUUGCCGGCGAGGAUCGUGGUGUUAGGCCAUUCAUUGUCUGGCUUAACGAUGGCUACAACAUGUGUGAUGGAAUAACAUCAAAAAAACUUCCCACCCGAGCUGGGGCCAAGCCGGUUGACCACGCGAUAACGAGCUUCAACCACGUCCGAUUACCAGCCUCAGCGCUUCUAGGCUCACUUGAAAAGCCCGAAAGCAUGCGCCUCAAUUUCCUAUCUACAAUACAACGUGUGACUGUUGGCACGUUAGCUUUAUCACUUAUUAUGAUUCCCGUGAUAAAACGCGCUGCUUAUGUUGCGGGCAUAUACAGCAUCCGACGGCAAGUGCAAGGAUACGAUGGAAGACCAGUCCCUAUUAUCUCGUUUCGAACGCAGCAGCGGCCCAUUCUACACGCUCUAGCCCAAGUUGCCGUGUUCGAAGCAUAUGCUCAAGAUAGUAUUCAAGGGUUUAUGCAGCCGGGCCUGAAUCCCCCAGUUCGCCAUGGUAUUGCUACUACUUUCAAGGCCGUCUUGAACUCUGCCACUCAGAUGACACUCUUCAAUCUCAGUGAACGGUGUGGAGCACAGGGUCUGUUUAAACAUAACCAUAUUAUCGAGAAUCAACUGGAGGCUCGGGGAAAUUCAAUUGCGGAAGGAGAUGUUACGGCGCUAUGCAUAAGACUGGCUGCCGAACUACUUUUAGGUCGAUACGAGAUGCCUGAAGCCCACGAUCCAUCAAGCCUCCUGGCCCAGCACGAGCAAGGUCUUUUCGACGAAUGCCGUACGGCCGCUGCCCAAAAAAUGAGCACCGACCACCGCAGCGUCGAAUUUAACAAUGCCAUUCUACCCCGUUGUCAAUCUCUCGUCGAAGCAAUCGGGCAUCGCAUGGCCUACGAGGCAGCUCUCGCCGCAGGAAUAGAUCCCGACCUACUUGCUCUCUACGAAGCCGGUGUUAUCAUGCAAGACUCAAGUUGGUAUGUCCAACACGCAGGUCUGACCCGCGAAAUGCAGUUUGAUCGUGAAUCGAGCGCGAUGAAUGCUGUUUUGCCGCGUUUAGAGCAGAUGUUGGAUGAUACGGAUGCAAAGGAAUAUGUUGAUGCGCCGAUUCUAUCGAAGGAUGCAUGGAAUGAUUUUGAGAAUUCUUUGGAUACCUUCAGACCACCGCUCGCAAAUACCAAUGGUUCUGCGCAGAUCCAGAGCAUGUUAUGAUGAUUAUCCUCGUGGGUAAUGGAGGGAUUGUUUGUUAUUUCAUAGAUAGAUGGUUAUAGAAUCAGGCACUUUAACCCGUAAAAUUCCUGUCUAAACGACGAAUAGUUUAGCUAUCUUUAACUUCACGGUCUUAAUUAAUGAGGUCUCAGAAGAAUGCCGUUCAGCCCUAACCCUAAC
Molecule: messenger RNA, 2338 nt
Organism: Talaromyces proteolyticus
Lineage: Eukaryota; Fungi; Ascomycota; Eurotiomycetes; Eurotiales; Trichocomaceae
Product: acyl-CoA dehydrogenase/oxidase
Exons: 6
Coding region: 467-2161 (564 amino acids)
Biological process (GO): lipid homeostasis; fatty acid beta-oxidation using acyl-CoA oxidase
Cellular component (GO): peroxisome
Molecular function (GO): fatty acid binding; FAD binding; acyl-CoA oxidase activity
Source: RefSeq, a predicted model, not a curated record